Messenger RNA from Aspergillus nidulans FGSC A4, 553 nucleotides. RefSeq lists its product as uncharacterized. Bases 65 to 553 code for a protein of 162 amino acids. The transcript has a single exon. The record is from RefSeq and is a predicted model, not a curated record. Lineage: Eukaryota; Fungi; Ascomycota; Eurotiomycetes; Eurotiales; Aspergillaceae.
AGUACCUAAGCUAUAGUGUGGCACAAGGACCGCACAUUGACUUUUCCUAAAAAGAACACAACACAUGAAAGACAAGAUAGAAGAGAUACAAAUAACAGGUCGAGAUUAUGAACAACCAAAGCAAUCUGGCGGUACUCACAAUCCCCGAUCCGUGUGCUGCGCAUGUCCAAAAGCUGUCAUUGCUGGAUCAAAAGGAAUACCCCAACACCCCCAACAGUCCGUUCCAUGUAUCCCAUCCGUGAUCAAUACCAUAAUUCUCCAAAAAGUCCUGUUGCCGAAGAGCGCAGAGAUGAGUUCGGAAAAGCAAAAACAAAACCAAUAUCUAGAAUGCAAUGUCAUGCUCGAGAGGACCGCAUCAGGGCUCGCGUUAUGUAGUAAAAAUCUCGGGGGUCCCUGCGGAAGCUCAAGCCUGAGAUGGAUAGGUAAAGCGGAUGUCGACGGAAAGAGCCAAAACAGCGAUGAUCGCGCCAAACCGGAGAAUCGAGGGAUAGCCACCAGCACCCACCUGCCGGGACCAUCGUCUAUACCUUGGAACAUCGCUUUCAAACCAUAA